UCUGGCGUAUUGCACGAACGUCAGUACUGCUCAGUCUAGAACCGGAGCGCAUAUCGGCCGCAACAAUGUCGCGAGCCGUGCUUUUUAUUAGUGUUUUUACUAUAUUGUUGGACGUCCUGUACGCCAGCCAGGCGACAAGCGGAGCAGAGCCUCAAGUCGCAGUGCUAUGCGAAGCAGGAGCGACCUACCACCCGCAGUACAUGUCUGCCGCAGGAAGAUGGACACCCGACCUCACCACGAAACCACAUAACUGCUUGAAGGAUAAGAUGGAGAUCCUUGACUAUUGCAAGAAGGUAUACCCCAGCCACGAUAUUACCAACAUCGUAGAGGCAUCCCACUACGUGAAGGUUAGCAACUGGUGCAAACUGGGAACCGGCAAUGCAGCGAAGUGCAAGGUCACUCGAUGGGUGAAGCCCUUCCGUUGUCUUGAAGGCCCAUUCCAAUCGGACGCGCUGCUGGUACCAGAGAGCUGUCUGUUCGACCACAUCCACAACCAGAGCCGCUGCUGGCAGUUCUCCAGGUGGAACGCCACUGCCGGCCGUGCUUGCGGACAACGCGGACUGCGACUUCGGACUUUUGCUAUGCUCCUGCCAUGUGGAAUAAGCCUUUUCUCUGGCGUUGAAUUUGUAUGCUGCCCUAAACAUUUUAAGGAAAACGUCAAAAUGCACAAACCAAUGGACGUAGGUGUGCCAGUAAGCCCCGGUGGUGAAGAAAUGCUGGCUGCUUCUGCUGCUAUGGACGAACGUGAUGAUGAACUACUUGACGAUGAAGACACGCUCACUGAUGAUGAUGACGACUCUCUCAACUUGAGCGAUGAUGAUGAUGACGACGAUGCUGAUGACGUAAUCACAGAUAUGGAUGAAGAUGAAGACGUUGACCUUACCCGAGACGAUGACGCAGAGGACGACGAUUACACCGACGGUGAUGACUCUGCCUGGCCUCGUCCUGAAUCUUCUGCUGCACCUUCCACCACUUCUACAACUACCACGUCAACAACUACUACCACUACGGCAUCAACUGCUACAUCUGACCCUUAUUUCUCGCAUUUCGACCCCCGUACUGAACACCAGAGCUACAAGGACGCUCAGCAACGCCUCGAAGAAACUCACCGUGAAAAGAUUACCAAAGUUAUGCGUGAGUGGUCUGAACUGGAGGACCGUUAUCAACAAAUGAUGGCCUCUGACCCAACGGCCGCGCAAACCUUCCGCCAACGCAUGACUGCUAAGUUCCAGGCUAAUAUUCAGUCUUUGGAAGAAGAAGGUGUAUCUGAACGUCGACGACUAGCUGCUCUUCAUCAGCAACGUGUAUUGGCUCAUCUUGCUCAAAGACGUCGCACUGCUCUCUCCUGUUAUACCCGCUCUCUGCGCGAUACUCCUCCUAAUGCUCAUCGGGUCCAGAAAUGUCUGCAACGUUUGGUCCGAGCGCUCGCAGCUGAACGAAGUGGUGCUCUUGCAGCAUGGCGUCGCGCUGCUGCCACUGGCAGGGAAGCUGCUGCUGCUGAACGUGCUAGUGCCGCUGACAGAUUACAAGAUGCUGAUCGCGCUCUGCAACGUGCUUUGACCUCCCUUCGUCGUCGCCCACAUCUCUAUGCCAGCAUCGGAACUGCUAUUGAAGAUUAUGUUCAGUCAAUGCAAUCCAAAGACGAUAUGGCCGUUUCACUAAUGUCGAUGACUCCGGAAGCCGAGGAACUCCUGCUGGACCGUAUUGAAGCUGAAGUACAAAGGGAACAAGCCGCUCGGGAGCAGCUCAGCGCUAAGAGGGAUCAACGUACGAGACAGCGUCAGGACAUCCAAAACGAACGCGCUAGGACAUCAAACGGAGUUAAGGAGAGCGAGGAAACCGAUGAUGAAGCUAGCGAAGUGAACGAGACAGAAGAUACGACCACAGUAUCAACGACACAGACAUCCCCAGCACCAUCAGCUUCACCCUCCCCUUCGGCUGCCGUAUCCGUGCAUGACAUCACCACGCGUUCUGCCUUCACUCAGGAAACAACAACCACGGAAAUCAUUACUAGCACGAUGACCGAGGCACCAGAGAGCGAAACUGAAACUAGUGAGAUCGGUGAAACUUCAAGCCGACGUUCAACUAUCGAGACGGAGGGCGAGGGUCUGCGUGCUGCUCUGGAACAAGCGGAGGAACGGGCUCCACCACCACCUGCGCACGCUCUUAAAAAUGAACUGCAACACACCCAGCCCGGAUACACAGUGCGUGGCCCCAGCCCCAGCAGCAACAACUCCGGCGCCCUGUACCCCGCACUGUGCGUCGGUGGUGCCGCACUGGCUGCCGCCGCGGCUGUCGCGCUUGCAGUCGCCCGUCGCCGCGACCGCGCGCCUUCUGCACAAGGCUUCGUGCAGGUCGAGCAGUCGGGAGCCGUUGCCCCAACUCCCGAGGAGCGACACGUAGCUAACAUGCAGAUCAACGGCUACGAAAACCCAACUUACAAAUACUUCGAAGUCAAGGAGUAAAUUGCUCGCCCUCUCUCAUCAAUCACCAGGCUUUCCUUCCUCCUAUUCUUCUUCUCUCUUCGGGAAAUGUAGACAACGGCAAGUGGCCAAGGAUUUAAUUCCUCAGCUCAUUUUGUUCGUAAACCCUGAGGUUCUUUUGGGCAACAUUUUUACAACAGAAAUAUUGUAAACAUCAAUUAGAAUCAUCAACAGAUUAUUAAGUACUGUCAGAUACAACGCCAUCUAGCGCUUAAUUCGAAGUUAGAUUUUGAUAAUGGUGCUUUACCUAAAACUCAAAAGAAGGUUCAGGGGUGGAAUGAAACUUUUCCUAUCUAUUAUUUGUGGUGUGUGCUAGAACCCCGUAGUUUAGGUCUUGCGACCUGUCCUUAUAUCUAUGUCCUCAAAUAAUUAAUUCUUUAUGGAAUGAAUGCGUGUGAUGAUAUGUUCAAACGGAUGGCAAGGCAGGCCUGGUGGUAAAAUACAUCCAUUUUAAUAAUAAAGCUUGUGUGAUUAGUCAACAUAAUUUCUUGCGAUCUCUCGCAGUCAGUCAAAAUAUAUACUUGAUAUUAGAAUUUAUAUUGUUUUGUAUAUUUAAUUUUUUAUGUUUGCACCAAAAUAUUUAUUUUAAUUUAAGAUUAGAUCUAAGUUUCGUCUAGUGUCAUGUAAUUCGUAAGUGUCACCUUGUAGUCGAGUUAUUUAAAUUAAGUUUUCGAGACCGCAUUUCGAGUGGCAAUAUGCAGUGAUAAUUUAACACGCUAUAUUUCUGUUUAUUAAAAGAAAGACUUCCCUGAUGAUAAUUUGACAUUUGAACAACUUUAGCAACUUAACUCUUCUAUAUUUCUUUCAUAAUUAAGAAUCUUGGGUUUGUACUGUCUGUCGCCACUCGGAACAACGGAACAAACGUCCAUGGUACGCUGUGUAUAUAGACUCCGCGUACGAAUUUGAACCUAAAUUACUUACACUUAAAGCCCGCUUUCAUUUUCUAACGUAGGUAGAUCAUAACGUGAAUUUUAUGUAAUAAAAUGCGAAAAUAUAUUUUAAUAAUUAUGUGUACUUAGCAAAGGGACGGGCGGCAAAGCCGGCGCGGGUGAACGCUCUUAGCCUUCGUAGACAUCUUCUAGUCAUUGAGAAACCUUUUCUUAGUCUGGGACGAUUUACCUCGGACGUGUUCUGUCUCUUUCCUUCUUAAACCUUCUUCGUUUACCCGCGGGACAAUACUCAUAGUUCCCAUUAAGAGAGGACUGUGUACUCAAAGUGUGCGAGAGAGACGUGCAAUCCAAUAUUGUGUGUUGUGAAGUUCAGAAAAAAGAGCUUCGUAUAUAAUCUAGUCAAAAAUGGGUGCAUCACAGAAUCGGUUUAUUUAACGGUUGUUUGCGCACAUUGGGUACUCGGUAACGCCGAAGCAGUAAGCUUAGUGAGUGUAUGUACGAUUAUUAUAUAAGUAGAUGUACAAAAGUAAUACAUUAUAUAGAUGUUUUAGCGUCAGAUACAUAGAUAUAAAGCAAAAUAUUAUUAUAUAUCGCAUUCGUCCGUUUAAUGUAAGGGCUUGCGCUCAUGUCUAUUCCCAGGUACCACACUAAUUAAUGUUACGCCGUAGUUAAGAUGUAAUUCUGCCUCAGUAUUAUAUACAUUUAAGCUUAUUUGUUACAUAAGCUAAUUUAUAUACACUUAAUUCUAUUUGUUUAUGGGCGUUGUGACGUUGCUACAUUAAGAAACUCAUAUCAGAUGCGUCACGGCGCUAUGGGCCCUUUUGUCACUACGAUGAGUUAUUGCCUAUUUUCGCGUAGUCCGAGAACAGAACAAUAGAUGGCGUUGCUAGCGAGUCGUAAUGAAGAAGGAAUCGUGGCGCCCGCCCGUAGCUUGUACGGCAUCUACGUAAGUUUACUCACUGUAUAACGUAAGUUUAAUCCUGCAUCAAGUAACCGCUGUAUUUUUACUAAUAACUAAGUAACGAGCCGACCACUUAUUUUUUUAACAAAACUUUUGCUCAAAAUCUGCUGUUUCUCGUCGGUAUUGAGGAUAAUUCUAAUCGAUGUUCAUAUAUAAUUAUUCGAUGUCAACAUUAUUCGAUGUUAGUAGUAAAACCCUGGUUUGUGUAACUUCAGAUCACUGUUUCACGUAUUUUGAAGAUAUAAUAAUAAAUGGUUUGAAAUUUUUUGUGUUUCCUGUGCUACAUUUUAUUGUGAGUUCGAAGUUCAAAUUGAAUCAAUAAAUAGGAAUUAAAAUA
Pararge aegeria (speckled wood butterfly) is the source of this 4671-nucleotide messenger RNA. It is a transcript of the gene Appl, whose product is annotated as amyloid-beta-like protein. Gene Ontology annotation, molecular function: transition metal ion binding; heparin binding. NCBI's taxonomy places the organism in Eukaryota, Metazoa, Arthropoda, Insecta, Lepidoptera, Nymphalidae. The coding region runs from base 66 to 2465 and encodes 799 amino acids. Gene Ontology annotation, biological process: axonogenesis; central nervous system development. Gene Ontology annotation, cellular component: membrane; neuronal cell body; neuron projection. The record is from RefSeq and is a predicted model, not a curated record. The transcript has 17 exons.